CACACAGACGCAACACACACACAGCCAGCGUAAACAUUUGUCGAAGAACCGAACACGUCAGCUAGCGGAUUCGGUUUAGGAUUGGAUUGAUUGAAAACGGCUUGUUUCAAGUGCUCCGCGAUUCCGAUCUGUAGCAGCAGCCCACCCGGCACCGUCCGCCUCGAUCCGCCAAGUAUUUCCUAGGGAAGAAACCAACGAAUCGCUGCUCAAAAUGGUACUCAUCGCCGCGGCAGUCUGCACCAAGAAUGGCAAAGUGAUACUGUCACGUCAGUUCGUCGAGAUGACGAAGGCACGCAUCGAGGGUCUGCUGGCCGCCUUUCCCAAGCUGAUGACGGCUGGAAAGCAGCACACCUACGUGGAGACCGACUCUGUGCGCUAUGUCUACCAACCGAUGGAGAAACUCUACAUGCUCCUCAUCACCACGAAGGCCAGUAACAUUCUGGAGGACUUGGAGACGCUGCGCCUAUUCUCCAAAGUGAUCCCCGAGUACAGCCACUCUCUGGACGAGAAAGAAAUCGUGGACAACGCCUUUAACUUGAUCUUUGCCUUUGAUGAGAUUGUGGCUCUUGGCUACAGGGAGAGCGUAAAUCUGGCUCAGAUCAAGACUUUUGUGGAGAUGGACUCGCACGAGGAAAAGGUCUACCAGGCUGUGCGCCAGACCCAGGAACGCGAGGCUCGUCAGAAGAUGCGCGAAAAGGCCAAGGAGCUGCAGCGUCAGCGCAUGGAGGCGAGCAAGCGCGGAGGCCCCUCCAUUGGCGGAAUGGGAGGUCGCAGUGGUGGUUUCAGCGCCGACGGCUUUGGCAGCAGCGGUGUAAGCAGCAGCUCCGGCGUCUCUAGCUCCAACAUCGGCAUGGCCUCCAUCGAAGUGGAUACCAAAUCCAAAGUGGCCGCUAGUAAGCCCGCUUCACGCAAUGCCCUCAAGCUGGGUGGCAAGUCCAAGGAUGUGGACAGCUUUGUGGAUCAGCUGAAGAGCGAGGGCGAGAAGAUCGCCAAUCUGGCUCCGGCAGCGUCGUCGGGAAGCUCGGGAGCUGCUUCAAGUGCCAGUGCUGCUGCCAAGGCAGCGAUUUCGGCGGAUAUUCACAGAGAAAGUGUCCACUUGAAGAUCGAGGACAAGCUGGUGGUGCGUCUGGGACGCGACGGAGGUGUGCAGCAGUUUGAGAACUCUGGCUUGCUGACACUGCGCAUUUCGGACGAGGCAUACGGGCGUAUUCUGCUUAAGCUAUCCCCCAACCAUACACAGGGCCUCCAGCUGCAGACGCAUCCCAACGUGGACAAGGAACUCUUCAAGACACGCACCAUGAUCGGGCUGAAGAAUCUGGCCAAGCCGUUCCCGCUCAACACGGACGUGGGUGUGCUCAAGUGGCGCUUUGUCUCGCAGGACGAGUCUGCCAUUCCACUGACCAUCAACUGCUGGCCGUCCGACAAUGGAGAAGGUGGCUGCGACGUCAACAUUGAGUACGAAUUGGAGGCACAGCAGCUGGAGCUGCAGGACGUGGCCAUUGUCAUACCCUUGCCAAUGAAUGUGCAGCCGUCGGUGGCCGAGUACGAUGGCACUUACAACUACGAUUCGCGCAAGCAUGUGCUCCAAUGGCACAUUCCCAUUAUCGAUGCAGCCAACAAGUCCGGUUCCAUGGAAUUCAGCUGCAACGCCUCCAUUCCGGGCGACUUCUUCCCCUUGCAAGUGUCAUUCGUCUCGAAAACGCCGUACGCCGGCAUCAGCGCCCAGGAUGUGGUCCAGGUGGAUAGCGAGGCGGCGGUCAAGUAUUCGAGCGAGUCGAUACUAUUCGUGGAGAAGUACGAAAUCGUGUAGGCCACCGCCGCCGGCCUCGCCCACCUAGUAGUACAUAAUUAUCAUAUUAUCUAGAAAUUCAAUAAUUUCCCCCGAGGGCACUUCAAUUUUCGAUGCGGAUGAUAUGUUUAUACUGCUGCAGCAUGUUAAAGAUUAUUUUUACGAAAGAUAUGCGUUCAUUUGUGUCGAGGAAAAGCUUCUCAGCUCACAGCGAGGAAUUCCAAACAAGAGAAAUCUUCAAAAACCAUGUAACUAAACUAAUUUUGUGCACUCCAAGCGCUGCGUAUAACGGUAUACUUAUAUAAUAAAUGAAAGGCAAUUAGUUCUAGUUGGCGAUUGUAAAUUGUUCUGUUUCCCUCUCGAUUGGAGUAUUUUUUAUGUGAAAUGCUAUGAAUAAACAAUACACAUACACAUAUAAUUACGGAAAUCAAAAA
Drosophila bipectinata is the source of this 2223-nucleotide messenger RNA. RefSeq names its product coatomer subunit delta (gene deltaCOP). The record is from RefSeq and is a predicted model, not a curated record. Gene Ontology annotation, cellular component: COPI vesicle coat. NCBI's taxonomy places the organism in Eukaryota, Metazoa, Arthropoda, Insecta, Diptera, Drosophilidae. Gene Ontology annotation, biological process: endoplasmic reticulum to Golgi vesicle-mediated transport; Golgi localization; retrograde vesicle-mediated transport, Golgi to endoplasmic reticulum.